AUGCCACCGUCAGUGGUCCACUUCAUUUUCAUUGCCGGAAGCAUUCAUCUGGCCAACCUUCGCUCAACCAAGCUUGAAACGCACAAUACUCUUCUCCAAACCUCUUUGGAGGCUCUAUCAGAGAUUGGAAACUCCUAUCCUGUAGCUCAGAAGGCAUCUUUGGAGCUAGAAGGAUUGACUGAGAAGUGGAAAACUUCAAACGUGGUCGAGGCCGCAAAGCUCCGCAACGAGCAAAACACUAUCAAUGGGCGUGGCGUUCUCCUUGGCAGCGGCGAAAAGUUUGAAGCCUCUCAUGCAUUUUCCAACUUUUUGGACGUCGACUUUUCUCCUCUGAAAGAACUGGAAGGGUACUUUGAUGCGUGGAGCAACCAGCAACCUCCCGCCAACUUCAACUAUGAGCACGUGAACUUGGGACAUGUCGGUAAUGGAUCCACGCUAGACCCUGGGACUGAAUGGAUGCCCGAUGCGGAUUUAGGAGGCAUUGAUGAAGGCGCUUGUCCUUGGUUGUACAGUUAG
Molecule: messenger RNA, 516 nt
Organism: Colletotrichum spaethianum
Lineage: Eukaryota; Fungi; Ascomycota; Sordariomycetes; Glomerellales; Glomerellaceae
Exons: 1
Coding region: 1-516 (171 amino acids)
Source: RefSeq, a predicted model, not a curated record